Solea senegalensis (Senegalese sole) is the source of this 8402-nucleotide messenger RNA. RefSeq names its product E3 ubiquitin-protein ligase HECW1. Gene Ontology annotation, molecular function: ubiquitin-protein transferase activity; protein binding. The record is from RefSeq and is a predicted model, not a curated record. Gene Ontology annotation, biological process: regulation of dendrite morphogenesis. The transcript has 30 exons. Lineage: Eukaryota; Metazoa; Chordata; Actinopteri; Pleuronectiformes; Soleidae. Bases 161 to 5068 code for a protein of 1635 amino acids.
GUUUGUUUUUGUUCCUCCUCUUUUUUCUUUACGUCUAAAAUGGAGCUCACUGGGAUGUAGCCGCUCGUCGUGUCCUCUUCACCUCGUCACUGUUGGAGAAUGAUCCAUCGGCAGGUUCUUUUAUCCCAGGUUUUGGUCUGCUUUGGGUUGACUGGUCAUUAUGCUGAUGCAGCUCUGUAGUUUCAAGAACUUGUACCAGAAUCGCUUCCUGGGCCUGGCGGCCAUGGCAUCUCCAACCCGCAACAGCCAGCACCGCCAACGAUGUAAAGGUGCGGUUCGUCACAGCUACGGACCGGAGAGCUACGCUGUCAACGGUCUGGACCGGGAGGCCUUCAUGCUGGGUCUGACACGGUCCACCAGCGACACUGACCUGGUCUCCCCAGACGCCCGCUCCACCCUCACCAUCAGCGCCUCCUACUACACCAUCAGCCAGUCUGAAGACCUGGUUAUCACGUGGGAUAUCAAGGAGGAAGUGGAUGCCGGGGACUGGAUUGGAAUGUACCAUGUUGCUUCCUCUCCUCCAGAUGAAACUUUGUCUGAGAACUUUCUGGACUACAAGAACCGAGGCAUCAGCGGCUCUCAUAAGGGACAGAUAGUCUGGAAAAUUGACUCCAGCUCCAACCUCAAUGACUCUGAGACCCAGGUCUGCUUCAGAUACUACCACGGCGUUACUGGAGCUCUGAGGGCGACCACGCCCACUGUGACCAUCAAAAAAGGCCCUGCACCUGUGUUAAAACCAGUGGUUAGUCCUGAAGUCAACCAUGGACUGGGCAACAGGAGACUCAUUAACUUUUCGCUCUCAGACCUCCAGGCAAUCGGUCUGAAGAAGGGCAUGUUCUUCAACCCCGACCCCUACCUGAAGCUCUCCAUCCAGCCAGGGAAGCACAGCAUCUUCCCCUCACUGCCACACCACGGCCAGGAGAAACGCUCCGGGGUCGUCUGUAACACAGUCAACCCACAGUGGAGCACAGAGAGGUUUAACUUUGUGUCUCUGCCCACCGAUGUCCUUGAGAUCGAGGUGAAGGACAAGUUUGCCAAGAGUCGUCCGAUCAUCAAGCGUUUCCUGGGGAAGCUCUGUGUUCCUGUGCAGAGGCUCCUGGAAAAACACGCCAUCGGGGAUCGGGUGGUGAGUUACUCUCUGGGCCGCAGGUUGCCAACAGAUCACGUCUGUGGACAGCUGCAGUUCCGCUUUGAGCUGACCUCAUCCAUUCAUCCAGAUGAUGAGGACGUGUCUCUGGUCAUAGAAACGGCCUGUCCUGAGGGACGAAACACAGAAGAUGUCCACCAUGAUGAUGACACACUGAGUGUGGGACCUGACAUGCCUGACCUCCCCCUGGACGUCCUGCCUGUCCCCGAGAUGACCGCAGAGGAGCCCACGCCGGAGGAGGUCCCACCUGUUGCUGAGGAGGAGGAGCCGUCACCAGAGGUGGAGCCUGUAAAUGUGGAGGAGGAGAGCACAGAGCGGGAGGAGCCAGUGUCUGCAGAGCCUCAGGUGGAACAGGUGGAGCAGCAGGAGGAGAACAGUGGAGGAGGCGCAACAGAGGGAGAAGAAAGACAGGAGGUAAGGCAUCAGGAAGAAGGAGAGGAGGAGCAGAGGGAUGAGUCUGCACCCCAGACUGAGGAGGUUCCAGAGGAGGUAGAGGAGGUUGGGCAGGAAACACAACCAAGGCCAGAACCUGACAAUCCUGUGACAACAAACGAUGAAGCUACAGCUGUGGAGGCUCCUCAGGAGGAGACAGAGGGAGGAGAGAGGGGCUGCACCUCCUGCUCCUGCCAGUCCCUCUUGUCAAACUGCAACUCCCAGGCUCCCUCACGCCGGAAAAACCGGCCCUGCUCCCUCCCGGUGUCAGAGCUGGAGACGGUGAUCGCGUCAGCCUGCGGCGAGCCGGAGACGCCGCGGUCCCACUACAUACGGAUUCACCACCUCCUUCACAGCCUCCCGUCGGCUCAGUGCAGACCUCCCAGUCAGGAGGAGGAAGAAAACUCAGUGACUGUUCAGGACACCACGUCCACGUCACCUCCACUCAAGAGCUGCAAAGACAGAGAGGAGGAGGAGGAGGAGGAGGAGGAAGAAGAAGAAGAGGAGGACACCACACAGUCUCCCUCUCAGGUUCCAGAGUGUCCAGGUCCCUGCUGCCGUCGCUCUCUCCCCCGCAGCCUCUCCAUCGAACGUCUGUCUGAGCUGAACCAGCUGCUGGAGGGUGAGGGAGGAGUUCAUGUGUCCAUGAGGAGGAUUUCUCCCUCCUGCCUGGAGAGUGAAGAGGGCGACUCCAGUCACGGAGGACGAGGAAGAAGAAGAGUCUGCAUGCAGAACACACUCAGGCCUCCGGGUGAAAACGAGUGCGAGUUCUGCGACACUUCCUGCUACAGCACCUCCUGCUACAGCACUUCCUGUUAUAGCACGUCAUGCUACAGCAACUCAGGCUACGAGGGGAGGGGCCGCUUCUGCAGCCACACCCGUCUGUCCUCAGUGGACAGCAACAGACUCUCCGGCAGCACCGUGUUCUCCUCACAGGAUGAAGAGGAAGAUGAGGAGAGCGCCUUCGAGUCGGUGCCUGACGGCGUGAACACGCCAGAGGGCCAGGAGGCGGGAGGAUCAGGAGGAGAGAGGAGGGCAGGGAGGUGGAAGGAGACCAGGAGAGGAGAGCAGGGGGAGCUGGCUGUGGCCGGACCCAGUGACAGGAGCAGUGUCGGCUCAGGCUCCUCCCCUCCCGUCGGCCAUCUUCCAGUCCUGCGUCCCAGCCAUGACCUUAACCAUUUUCCUGCUGCCACUGACCCAGCCUUACCUCCAAACUGGGAAGCUCGUAUCGACAGUCACGGCAGAGUUUUCUACGUAGACCACGUCAACAGGACGACCACGUGGCAGAGACCGAGUCACAGCGGCAAGUGUAACCAUGGCAACCAUGGCAUCCCUCGCUCAGGAUCCACCCAGCAGAUGGAGCAGCUCAACAGGAGGUACCAGAACAUUCAGAGGACCAUGGCCACAGAGGAGGAGGGAGGGAGCCAGAGAUUAGAGCGCAGCAGCAGCACAGAGACUGAUCCAGACUCUCUUCACACAGGUCCUUCAUCUCCUGUCAGUCACCAGAAGAUCAGUCAUCUCCUCCAGUCACCUGCAGUCAAGUUCAUCACACACCCAGAGUUCUUCACUGUGUUGCACAGUAACUAUGCAGCUUACCGAAUGUUCACCAGCAGCAGCUGCGUCAAACACAUGAUCCUGAAGGUGCGACGCGACGCCAGGAACUUUGAGCGCUACCAACACAAUCGAGACCUGGUGGUUUUCAUCAACAGGUUUGCAGACACUCAGCUGGAGCUGCCACGAGGCUGGGAGAUCAAGACUGACCCUCAGGGCAAGUCUUUCUUUGUGGACCACAACAGUCGGGCAACGACGUUCGUCGACCCUCGCAUCCCUCUGCAGAACGGCCGGCUGCCGGGUCACCUCGCUCACAAACAACAUCUACAGAGACUACGCAGCUACAGUGCAGGAGAGGCGUCUGACGUGUCCAGAAACCGCGGUGCCUCUCUGAUGGCCAGACCAGGAAACAGUCUGGUUGCCGCCAUAAGAAGCCAGCACCACGGAGACUCACACCUGGGUCCAUCGUACAAUGAUAAGAUCGUAGCAUUCCUUCGACAGCCAAACAUAUUGGAGCUGCUGCAGGAGCGACAGCCGAGCCUGAGCAGGAACCAUGCACUGAGAGAGAAGAUCCACUAUAUCCGGACAGAGGGGACCCAGGGUGUGGAGAAGCUGUCAUGUGACGCAGACCUGGUCAUCUUAUUGAGCUUGUUUGAAGAGGACAUCAUGUCCCAUGUCCCGCCUCAGCCCGUCCACCCCGGCUUCAGCUUCUCUCCUCGCUGUUCUCCUGUCUCCUCCCCUCAGAACUCACCUGGCUUACAGCGAGCCAGGGCUCCGGCUCCUUACCGCAGAGACUUUGAAGCCAAACUAAGAAACUUCUACAGAAAGUUGGAGGCAAAGGGCUACGGCCAAGGACCGGGCAAGAUUAAGCUGCUCAUCAGGAGAGAACAUCUGCUGGAGGGAACCUUCAACCAGGUGAUGGCGUACUCACGCAAAGAACUGCAGAGGAACAAACUCUAUGUCACCUUUCUCGGGGAGGAGGGGUUAGAUUACAGUGGUCCUUCCAGAGAGUUCUUCUUCCUUCUGUCUCAGGAGUUGUUUAAUCCAUAUUAUGGUCUGUUUGAAUACUCUGCCAACGACACGUACACCGUUCAGAUCAGCCCCAUGUCUGCGUUUGUCGAGAACCAUCUGGAAUGGUUCCGUUUCAGUGGUCGCAUCCUGGGUCUGGCUUUGAUUCACCAGUAUCUUCUGGACGCUUUCUUCACCAGACCCUUCUACAAGGCCCUGCUCAGACUGCCCACAGACCUGUCAGAUCUGGAGUAUCUGGAUGAGGAGUUCCAUCAGUCCCUGCAGUGGAUGAAAGACAACGACAUCACCGACAUCUUGGACCUCACCUUCACUGUCAACGAGGAAGUCUUUGGUCAGGUAACGGAGCGGGAGUUGAAGUCAGGCGGCUCCAACCUCCAGGUGACUGAGAAGAACAAGAAGGAUUACAUCGAGCGAAUGGCCAAGUGGAGGGUGGAGAGAGGAGUGGUGCAGCAGACGGAGGCUUUGGUCAGAGGCUUCUACGAAGUGGUGGACUCCAGGCUGGUGUCGGUGUUCGAUGCGCGGGAGCUGGAGCUGGUCAUUGCAGGGACCGUUGAGAUCGACCUCAGUGACUGGAGGAACAACACUGAGUACAGAGGAGGUUACCAUGACAGCCACAUCGUGAUGCGCUGGUUCUGGGCGGCUGUAGAACGCUUCAACAACGAGCAGCGCCUGCGUCUGCUGCAGUUUGUCACGGGGACGUCGAGCGUGCCGUACGAAGGCUUCGCCGCCCUGCGCGGAUCCAACGGCCUGCGACGCUUCUGCAUCGAGAAGUGGGGCAAAGUCACGUCACUGCCCAGGGCUCACACCUGCUUUAACCGCCUGGACCUGCCUCCGUACCCGUCUUACACCAUGCUGUAUGAGAAACUGCUGGUGGCUGUGGAGGAAACCAGCACGUUUGGCCUGGAGUGAGCGACGCGGUGAAACUCUGGCUGAGCCAGAACGUGAAAGAAGCCAGUGCUGUGGGCUUUUCCUGAAUUGUACUGGACAAGGUUUGUGGUCGUGUGACUGUUUCACUUCUUGACAGCAGCCAGCACUGAGUGCACCACAGCAGGACUGGAGUUAUUUUUAUACACUGGUGGUUUGUACAUACCCAAGGAAACAGGAUUUAGAGUUGCAUGAAUAAAAUGCAUCAUUCAUAAAAAAUACUUCACAAAUGUUAUAACAAAGAUGUUCAAGAAAAACUGAACAAAUGGAGAAACAUUUAAAGAAAACUAACAUACCUGAUUUAAAACUUUGAAUCGACAGAAAAGAUUUAAGUAAUCAAGUAAUAAAUUACACAAUAUAUAGAAUUUAAUGUACAGAAGAAAUGGAUUAAGAAGAGAAAGAGAAGCUUUAAUAGGAGCAUGUUUGACGAGUCAAAAGAGGAAAGAUUAAAACUUGAAACAUGAAAAGAUCGUUUGUAUAUUCUAACAAAUCUUCUCUGUUCAUUCAAACUGAAUUAUUUGCUAUUGGCGUGUGCAAAGUUCUGCACACGGACUCUCAGGUAGUUUGCUGCUCUGAUAUAAUUCAGAUAUUAAUAAAUGAUAUAAUCUAUAAUAAAUGUUGCUUUAAAGGAGCAGCUCAAAUUACGAUGGAACAAUCAUGUCUCAUUUUUAAUCCACGAGGACGUUAAUCUGGACUGAGACAGGACAGAAAUACAGACGAAAGGAAAAACAAUCAAAACGUCAUUGAAUGAUCGACAGCAGCAGCUGUUAGUGUGUCCACCGACAAGGCUUCAAAUAUGUGAAAGAAACAACUCAACAUCAGUUUGCCCUUACAGCAGCAGUGAGUGUAACUAACAACAGGAGAUUAUGUUCACGGGACAGCUGAGUCAGGGAAACCAGAAGAUUUGGCUUGGAUAAGAAAAGGAGGAAUCACCGGCAGAAACAAUGAAGCCAUGCAUACACACUGUGUUGUUGUGCUUCUAGUUACUGUGGCGCUUCAGGAGGAGACUUUGAGAGUUUAGAGUUCAGCACUGGAGAAAGAGAACUACGCAAGUUCUUCAUAAGCAACUGUCCUUGAGUCUUAUUCAGAGGCAGCAGAUCCACUUAAAGGAAGUAGAGUAACGUCUUGAAUGUGUGGAAACAGACUUUGCAUCUACUACAACGCUCUAUUCUUGUAAUCAUGGAGUGUGUGUGUGUCGCACAGGAAGGUCCAGGUUAAACCUGAUGAUGAUGAUGAUGAUGAUGAUGCUUCUCUUCACUGAAUGGAGUCAGUCUCUCCAAGCUUUUUCUGAUGUCAACAAAGUAGCCAUCAAUGCCAACGCAAGGGCUUCUGGGAUUGCUUCUAUGGAGACUUUAGUGUGUUCAUGUCUUCAUGGUAAAGACCGUGUGUGUGUGUGUGUGUGUGUGUGUGUCUACUCCAGCUGUUUAAAGGCCAGUGACAGUGACUCGUGUGCCGUUGUCCAUAGAACAUAGAACACUCUGGUCCAGGUCCUGCUGUCUGAACUCGUACUCAAGUCUUCCACUGAUGAACUGUAACGUGGUGUUGCUCUGUGCACGGAGCAGGUUCUCCAACAUCCCAACUGCUGGGCUCCAUCAGAUCUGCCUACUGGACCCGAUCCCGCUGGACCCGAUCCCGCUAGACCUGAUCCAGCUGGAUGACCCAGUGUAAUAUAUGCAAUAGUUAAAGGCUGCUCCACUGUGGUUCCGACUGCACACUGACUGAGUGUUCCUCCUUAUUCCAGAACAGACACCGUGCCUCACUUCCUGACUGUCUCACGUGUUUCAGCGUCACAUGAGACACAUCCAGAGUUCUUUUCUCUUCUUGAUCAAACACAACAUGAAUCUCAAGUCUCAAGUUUAAGUUUAUAUUCACCAACAACAAAAGCUAAAUGCUAACAUUUUAAUCUAAUUUGCUAGAUGUUGUAAAGGUUUAAUCUGUAAUCUAUACAUGUAUAAGUGAACAGUCAGUCACUGUGGCAAACAGCUGUUUGUGACGCUGAAUCCACCACAUUAUGUAAAGAGGCAAAGCAGGUUAAAGGUCAGUGUGGUGUGGUGAGAUGAUGAUGAUGAUGAUGAUGAUGAUGAUGAGGAGUCCUGGUGCGAGGCUGGGAUUAUUUUGCAUUCACUGUCUUUUUUUCUAUAAAUCUUUUCUACUCUUAUUUCUACUGUGACGUGACUCUGACUGAAGGGAAGUCCUGAAACUUUCCUUCAACGUUUUUUGUUUGUUUGAUGACGACGAUGAUGAAGAGUUUUCAGCCUCAGUGUCUGUUUUUCAUUAGAAAUGUUAACAUUUCCGGUUAUUUGUUGUGACAUGUAUCCGUGCAUUGAAGGAACAGCUUGGGUCUUUGGCCUGUGGUUGGGUUUAGUUACUGAUAAUAACUACACUGUCACUGUUACACAACACAAGUUUGUUAACAAACUCACUCACCUGAACCAAAGUCCUGAUCCACCGCUGCCUCCGUCACUGAGUUCUAACGUGUUUGAAACAUCAGUGAAUCCUAAAAACACUGAUUCUGUCUGUGAGCAGUUUAUAAACUGAAGUGUCCUUGUGUCUCUGCUGCCUGUCUUAGGAUGGGUCUUGGUGCAAAGGGGCCAGCAGGGGGCGCACAGAGCUGAGACUGUGUAUUAACCACACUUCAAAAACCACUCGACUAUCACUUUAAGCUACAUUUCCAUCACUGAGGUUCUUGUUUGACUGUACCGUACAUUUCAUAGUCACAUGUAUUCAGCAAGUAAUGUGUGUUUUGAGCAGUUUUUUUUAUUAUUAUUUUUAUUUAUUAUUAUCAUCAUUAUUAUUAUCAUUGUUGAGAUUUUUGUAUGAAGUUUGGUGUCACAUGUAAAGACAGUGAACUAAAGCCCGGCUCUCGUGUUGUAGAUCUUCAUCACUGUUAUUCCCAGAACUCUAAUACAUGAAUGCACUGAGUCAAGCUAUCGUAGAAAUAUUUAAGUAAACAAAAUCAUGGGUGUCUACAGAAAGGUGACGUGGUGGCAUAUUGUAGCGCAGGUUUGGUAUUUGUUUCUUUUUUAAGUUAUUUAUUUGUUAUUUAUUGGUUUUAUUUUUUUUAAAAAAGGGAAUAUAAUGUAAAGGACUUGGUGGAUGGUAACAACUUUACAUGGGAGGAAACUCUGAAGCAUGACGUGUGUUUUAUUAUUAUUAUUGUUAUUAUUAUUGUUGUGUGUGUGUGUGUUAUACACAGCUCUGUUUCUGUCUGAGAACAGGUUGUUGAACACUCAGGCUGUGCUAACAGUGCUAACAGUGCUAACACUCAACCAUACCAUACAACUGUUUAAGGAGCUCAAUAAAAAAGGUCACUUUGUUA